CCUUGUGGUCCUUAGGAAGUCGGUCAAUAGGUUUGUGUCCGGGUAGGUCCAAGUGGUGAGGAGUGGGACCUUUGUCGUGCACCUGACACCACCAUGGUAGACACCCGGCGCGACACCUCCACUAUGCCGUACACAAAGGAGGAGGAGGCGAAGAUGGCCGCCAUCCUGCAGGAGAGGAAGGAGAAGAAGGAGGCCAAGAAGAAGGCCCUGCAGGAGGAGCAGGCGGCAAAGUUGAGAAAGAUAGAGGAGGAGAUGGCCAGGGAGAAGGAAAGAUUGAAAAAGGAAGAAGAGCAGAAGCUGAAGGAGGUGGAAGAAGAAGAGGAGGAAGAUGAUCAGCCACUGGAGAGGAGAAGAGAACAGCGAGGGCAGCACAGUGCCAGCAAAGACGAUGAAAUGGAGAAGCGGAUCUCAGAGUGGGUCGCCAACUUGUCCCUGGGAGAAGAAGAAGAGGUAGCUAUGAUGGAGUGGAAGUUGAGAGUGAUGAGGGAAAAGAAGAGGAAAGUGAACGCGGCGAUUGGCGCGGUCAAGGACCUAGGGGAGAUGCAGCAACUAACCCUGAAGUUGACCCCUCAGGUAGACCUUGAGAAAAAGGUAGAACUCAUUGCCCAGACUGUCGAGCGCUUAGCUCGGAUACAAGAACAACAGUACGAUUUUAGUCGAAGUCAGGACAUGGCUGUGCGCUCCAUACGAAUGGGGUUUCGGGACUUUGCUCGCGAAUUGGUAGGCGCGAUAGGAUCUGAGGUGAAUCAUCGCCUCGAGAAGACUGAACGAUUUUGCGCUGGCGCCAUUGAGGGCGUCAAGGCGGCAGCUCCCAAGGAAGAGGAACCACGCCCGCCGCGUAGAGAGCCAGUCAAGGUCAAAUUCCCUGAUUCCUACAGUGGGAAGAGGGAAGAGAACUUUGAUAACUUGGAGGCCAACGUUAAGACCUACGUGCAUCUGCAACAGGUCUCCCCGGAUCAGCAAGUUCUAAUUGCGAUCCACGCACUUAAAGAUGAGGCCGCCAGUUUCGCAAGAUCCCUUGUUCGCGCUGCCAACUGCAGUGACGAUCCAGUUGCCUAUUCGGCAUUUACUUCCCUCACUGAGUUCAUGAGAUUGCUGCGCGAGCGAUUUGCGGAUGUCGCUCGAAGUGUCAAGGCCUCAGAUAGGCUCCAGACAAUCCACUCUUGUAAGACCCUCGAAGAGCAUCAGGGUCAUCUCAGGCAGGUCUUGGAGAAGCUGAGGGAAGCUAACUUCAAGAUCAAUGCAAAGAAGUGCGAUUGGGCAAAGACCCAAGUUCUGUACCUAGGCCACGUCUUAGACGGAGACGGCGUUAAGCCAGAGGAUAACAAGAUCGCAGCAAUUAGAGAUUGGCCCACGCCACGUACGCUGACCGAGUUGCGCUCGUUCCUGGGCCUAGCUAAUUCCUAUAGGAAGCUCGUGAGGAACUUCUCCACCAUCGUUGCGCCCCUUCGCAGAUUGCUGAGAAAGGAAACCAUCUGGAAGUGGGAUAAGGACUGCACGUCUGCCAUGAAGAAGUUAAAGCAGGCAUUGAUAGAGUAUCCAGUCCUUAAAGUCGUCGACCCGUCCUUGCCCUUUGUCGUCACGACCGAUGCGAGCCAAUACAGUAUAGGUGUAGUGUUGCAGCAAGACGAUGGCAAUGGGUAUAGACCCGUAGAGUUCAUGUCCGYYAGRAUGCCUUCAGAGAAGGUCGCGACAUCUACCUAUGAGAGGGAACUCUACGCUCUCAGGCAAGCGUUAGACCACUGGAAGCACUACUUGCUUGGGAGGCACUUCAAAGUCUAUUCCGAUCAUGAGACACUGAGAUGGUUAAAGACGCAGGCCAAGAUGACACCUGAGCUUACUAGGUGGGCCGCAGAAAUAGAUCAAUACGACUUCGAGCUCAAGCCUGUCAAAGGGAAGUACAACGUAGUCGCGGAUGCUCUAAGUAGGAGGGCAGAUUACUUCGGGGCAAUAGUGCACUACCUCGAUAUAGGGAAGGAUCUGCAGCAGAAGGUUAGAGAAGCCUACGCGCAGGACCCUAUCUAUAGUGAGAUCCUUAAGAAGGUCAAGGAGGCCCCAGAGACUGAACCGAACUACCGCACUACUUAAGGGUUGCUUUUUUAGAAGACUAAUGUAUUUGACCG
Molecule: messenger RNA, 2123 nt
Organism: Chara braunii
Lineage: Eukaryota; Viridiplantae; Streptophyta; Charophyceae; Charales; Characeae
Source: the annotation of a GenBank genome assembly